Molecule: messenger RNA, 893 nt
Organism: Mus caroli (Ryukyu mouse)
Lineage: Eukaryota; Metazoa; Chordata; Mammalia; Rodentia; Muridae
Product: cardiotrophin-2
Biological process (GO): positive regulation of tyrosine phosphorylation of STAT protein; cell surface receptor signaling pathway
Cellular component (GO): extracellular region
Molecular function (GO): cytokine activity
Source: RefSeq, a predicted model, not a curated record
CUGCAAAGGAAGGAACCAAGGAGGGAGGAUGUACUGCCUGCUGGCAACUCCCCUAUGCCUACUGAGCCUGCUGUUGCCACCCCUCAGUCCUGCGGCCCCCAUCUCCCCAUCAGAGCCCAUUGGUCAAGCCUACAGCCUGGCUCUCUACAUGCAGAAGAACACGUCAGCACUGCUGCAGACCUACCUCCAACACCAGGGCAGCCCCUUCAGUGACCCCGGCUUCUCAGCUCCCGAGCUCCAGCUCAGCACCCUGCCUUCUGCAGCUGUCUCCUUCAAGACCUGGCAUGCCAUGGAAGAUGCAGAUCGGCUAAGCCGAGCCCAGAGAGCCUUCCUGGCCUUGACCCAGCACCUUCAGCUCGUGGGGGACGACCAGAGUUAUCUGAAUCCUGGCAGUCCUAUUCUGCUGGCCCAGCUAGGAGCAGCAAGACUCAGGGCCCAAGGCCUAUUGGGCAACAUGGCUGCUAUCAUGACUGCUCUAGGGCUGCCCAUCCCUCCAGAAGAGGAUACUCUGGGGUUUGUCCCCUUUGGGGCCUCAGCCUUUGAGAGGAAAUGCAGAGGCUACAUAGUGACCCGAGAAUAUGGUCACUGGACGGACCGGGCUGUGAGGGACUUGGCUCUACUCAAGGCUAAGUACUCAGCAUAGAAGGUCAGCCUCUAUCAGAAGUCCAAAGAAUUUCUCUUUCAGAGGACUCAUUCCUGCCUUACUUCUGCAUUUGGGACUAUUUCCUGGAAGCCAAACCUCUACUCCUUAUUGUCUGGAUCUUCCUGCCAGGUCCUAGAGACUCCUUUCCAGAUAUGGGGGAGAGGGGCAUUCUGGAUCUAUUUGAUGGAUCACUAAACCAACACUGAUUUAUUUACUUCCUGGUUGGAAAAAAGAGCCCUUCUGAGGAGGC